Messenger RNA from Apis laboriosa (Himalayan honeybee), 3189 nucleotides. RefSeq names its product cytochrome b5 reductase 4. Gene Ontology annotation, cellular component: endoplasmic reticulum. NCBI's taxonomy places the organism in Eukaryota, Metazoa, Arthropoda, Insecta, Hymenoptera, Apidae. The record is from RefSeq and is a predicted model, not a curated record. Gene Ontology annotation, molecular function: oxidoreductase activity; heme binding. The transcript has 11 exons. Gene Ontology annotation, biological process: superoxide metabolic process; generation of precursor metabolites and energy. Bases 537 to 2291 code for a protein of 584 amino acids.
AAAAUUCCAAACGUUGAUUUGUCUAAUCGUCGCCUUGAUCUUCAGAUGGCACCUCAAUCGCUCAUCCAUCACGAAUGUAGAAGAAGAGUGAGAAUAUGGCGUCAAUGUGCGCGCGCGCGCGCGAGUGUAUGUGUACGAUAGGGUGAAUGUCACUUUGUAGCCACUUGCUUCCUUAUCAUUCGACAAAGAACGCUUAUUAUUCUUGGUGAUUUUAUUAUUAGCCGCGUCUCGUGCUGAGUUAAUAACGUAGCGUUAUAGUGUAAUGAAGACUGGCUUCUACGUCUUCUAUUCUGACAUGCGGUUCACGAUCGCUGAUCGUCUUUUUGAGGUUAGCUCAUGAGCGUGCGGCUUCGCGCCGCGGUAUUGUCUCACGAAAACGUCCGUGUUGAUUAUCCACAUAUCUCAAUUUCUAAGUUAUUCUUUUUGAUCGUAUAACAAGAUUUUUGAAAUUCGAUGCGCUACUAUAAAAUAUCUCAUGUUGAUAAAAUACAAAUUAUAAAUUUGCUUUUCUGUGAAUUAAAACAAAAGAAGUCAGAAUGAAGAAAUGUCCGGCUCAAGAUCAACAAGAAAAGGUAAAUGAGUUAGAAGUGAACAAUGAUGCUAAAGACAUUCAAGAGAAGAUGAAGAAGGUGGAGGUGAAGUCUUCGUCGUCUGUUAGUUCUUUGGCGAAGAAUGAUGUACUGUUACCUAGUGGAAUUGCUCGAGUAAAGCAAUUUCAGGAAGCGAGAGCAGUUACUCAAACGAGAUCAUCGUCAUCAGGCUCGGCUACUGGCAAUCCCCGAAAUAAAACCGCGCUAGCACCCGGCCACAGUUUGAUGGACUGGAUCCGAUUGGGCAAUUCUGGAGUUGAUCUAACCGGCGUUGGUGGUGUUCCACGGAUCGUAACAUUAUCCGAGUUGGCCAGUCAUAAUAAGCAAAACGAUGCUUGGAUCGCGAUUCGAGGAAUCGUGUUCAACGUGACACGUUACAUGGAUUUCCAUCCAGGAGGUAUAAGUGAAUUGAUGAGAGGGGUCGGCAAAGAUGCGACCAAACUGUUCGAAAGCGUGCACGCUUGGGUCAACUAUCAGAGCAUCCUUCAGAAAUGCGUGGUGGGAAGGCUGAGCCGUGGCUCGAUGACCGGUUCCUCCUCAUCUUCGAUGGAAAACCCUGUCUCGGCCACCACCAAUUGUUCAUCGACGGCGCAGAACCUGAUAACGACAAGUUGCACGACUCAUAGUACCAGUCAAGAAAACGUGUCAGACGGUGAUUUUUCGAAUAUAAAAAUGGAUUGGAGGCAGACAUCCAACACGAUCACGUUAUUUUACCAAACUGUUCGAGAUUAUCCUGGUGUUAGCUAUCAAUUAAGUAGGAUAAGCGACUCGAAGUUGAUAUUCAAAUUAUUUUUCGAGAAGGACAUAAUAACGCAUCAGCUGGAACUGACAGCGGAAAUAAAAUGGCCGCCGUUAUGCACCAGAAAUUUCGACACGAUGGAGGUCGAUUUUACAUUUACGAAACAGAAGAAAGAGAUAUGGAAAUCUCAAGGUAGUCAAACGAUAUCCAGGGAGACAAAUACGAAUAAUCGAAUUUACAAAGAAUACGAAGUUGUUACGAAUAAACCCCUUUCCAAAUUAGUUCACCUAUUAGUCGUUCGAGCGAAAAACUUUUUGCAAAUGGUGCCCAUUGGCAGACACGUAGAAGCCAAAAUGAACGUCAUGGGGAUGGAAGUAUCACGAUCGUACACGCCUGUCCCACCGUGCCUUCACCCUGACGACAUAGCGCCGAAUUACAAAUCCGAUUGUUUGUGUUUAAUGAUCAAAAGAUAUCCCCAAGGUGCUCUCAGUCCGUCCAUAACCGCUCUUCAGAUUGGCCAAACCUUCCUCUUGAGCAAUGCUUUAGGUGCCUUUGUAAUAGAAUCCUUCGAUCGUUAUUCUGUCAUUCAUAUGCUCGCGGGUGGCACCGGUUUGACAGCGAUGCUUGGCAUCAUUCAACGAGCUUUGGCCAGACGCAGCGUAAAGACUAUAAACUUACUUAACUUCAAUAAAAAUGAAGAUAGCAUGUUUUACGUGGCGGAGUUAGAAAAGGCUAGUACAGAUAAAAAAUUAAAAGUCACACAUAUCCUUUCGCAAGCCGAAAGCACAUGGACGGGUAGACGUGGCACGAUAUCCGAUGAUUUAUUAAAGGAAUUAGUCGCAGAAACUUCCCCUGACGCGUGUGUUUUUACCUGUGGACCUCCAGGAUUCAUACAAUCCGCGAAAAAAUCUCUUCAAAAAUUUGACUGGAAACCCUACCAAAUGUACGAAUUUGACGAUUAAGUGCACUCAUCGAGAAUAUAUAUCUCUCUUUUGAUACCAAAUGUCGAAACAUUGAACGCAUGAUGGAAACAUUGGUAUUCUUUGAGAAAAAUAAUUACGUAUCAUGUUGUCGAAUUUUUAAAAAGAAUCUUUUGGAUACUUUUACUCCUAUUUCCGCCCACAGCCUCAGUAUCGUGCAUGUGAGUUCAUUCAUAGAAAUGAAUUUCGAAUAUAUUAAAUAUUUUGAAAAGUGAGCAAAUUUUAUUUCAAAAAUUAUUAUAUAUAUAUAUUUUAUGUAUAUUUAAUAUGAAUAUAUGUAUAUAUAAAUAAAUUUUAAUAAAAUAAAAUUUUAUUAAAAUUUACAUAUUGAAUGUAUCAGAAGAAAUUCAUGUUUCUUUUUCUUUUAUAGAACUGAUGUCUUCCUUUUGUGUAAUUUCUUCGAUUUAAUUUUGUCAAAUCACAAGAUUGUGUCAAAUGCGCAACAAUUGAGAAACAAAUUUCUAUUUAAUGCAAAUGCUCACUUUUUGUACUAUAUCGACAAAAUUCGAAAAAAAAAGAGAAAAACGAGAAAAAUAAAUAAGAAAAAAAAUAGGAGUAAGAGUCACAAAUGAAAGUCUUUGGAUUCUAUGGGACGAACUGUGUGUAUAAGCGUCCAUGAAUGUACUUUCUAUAUGAAAACAAAUUAUUUUUACAAAUGUCUUUUAAUCUAUCAUCCAGAGAACUGUAUUUUGAACGAUUUAUCCGAAAAUAUUCACAAAUAUCUUCGGACGUAAACCAAUUCGAAACGAUCAUGGUGCUAUUUUUUAAUCCCUUCGUGCUCGAUUUUGCGUAUAAGAUACAUUCACAUACUUGGUAUUUUAAUAAUGGAACUAUCAAAUCCAUUAAAAGAUAAAAAUAUAAUUAUAUAUAUAUAAAGAAA